This is a messenger RNA of Puntigrus tetrazona (Sumatra barb), 1496 nucleotides long. Its product is annotated as C3a anaphylatoxin chemotactic receptor-like. The transcript is spliced from 2 exons. The record is from RefSeq and is a predicted model, not a curated record. Gene Ontology annotation, biological process: regulation of calcium-mediated signaling; complement receptor mediated signaling pathway; inflammatory response. Lineage: Eukaryota; Metazoa; Chordata; Actinopteri; Cypriniformes; Cyprinidae. Gene Ontology annotation, cellular component: plasma membrane. Bases 243 to 1268 code for a protein of 341 amino acids. Gene Ontology annotation, molecular function: G protein-coupled receptor activity; complement receptor activity.
AAACCAACCCAUCACUAACUAUCAGAUAAACAGCGCUUGUAAACGGUGCUUGUUUAGUGUGGCUGUCGACAGUCUCAGUUCUCAGAAAUUUGCUCGCAUCUUACAGAGGAACUAGGUGUUAAAAUGUUUGGCCAGUAGCUCAGUCUGCACUUAUCAGCAAACAACCAGCAGCAUUAGUUGAUUUCUGAAGCACUGUAAACAGCACUGUGAAGCUUACUUUGCGAGACUUCAGUUCAGUUAUAAUGGCAGAGCAAAUGGCUACAACUCCUGAUUAUAACUAUGAUUACGGUAACGAUUCCACAAACAAGUCUAUACACAGUAACCAAGCAGAAAGUCCAGAACACUGCAAGGAUGCAGCAUGUGUGAUCACAGUGCUCUUUAAUGUGAUCUUAUUCGUUCUUGGCAUCUUUGGAAACGGCGCAGUGAUCUGGAUUACUGGUUUUAAAAUGAACAAGUCGGUGAACACCACCUGGUACCUGAGUCUGGCUCUGUCUGACUUCAUUUUCUGCGCUACUCUCUUUUUAACUGUUGACUACAUGGUGAAGAACAGCUGGACCUUUGGGCUCUUCAUGUGCAAAUUCAGCUCUUUUGCUAUGACCCUCAAUAUGUACAGCAGCAUUUUCAUCCUGGCCAUCAUUAGUAUGGAUCGCUGCAUCACCGUCAAGUUUCCCGUCUGGGCUCAGAAUCAGCGAACCGUACAGAAAGCUUAUGUAGUUGUUGUGCUAGUUUGGAUCAUGUCUUCUUUGCUUAGCAUUCCACCUGCCAAAUUCAGAGAGAUUUUAGAUAUAACUACAAGAGUCAUAUGCUAUAACAACUAUGAAAAUCACCAGAAAACCAUAGUGCUCUUGCGCUUUACUUUUGGGUUUUGUAUUCCAUUCAUGACCAUCUUCACCUGUUACUCCGUCCUGAUCAGUAAACUUAGAACAAACCAAAUUUCCAAAUCCACCAAGCCCUACAAGAUCAUGUCCAUACUGAUCGCAAGUUUUUUCAUCUGUUGGUUGCCAUAUCAAAUACUUUCGGUUUUAGAGUUGGGCCGAUCUGAGCACAGCGAUGCCUUUAAAACUGCCCAACAAGUAUCUGCCGCUCUCGCCAGUGCAAACAGCUGUUUGAACCCGUUCCUCUAUGCAUUCAUGGCCAAAGACUUAAAGAAGAAAUGCUAUUCCUUUCUUUCCAAGAUUGAGAGCGCCAUCGAUGAAGAGACCCGAACUGCUUUCAGAGCAACUUCAAUUACCAAUUCUGUGGAUCACAGAAAUUCCACUGCUAUCUGAAAUUUUAACAGGAGUCAUGGACUAAAAAGAGAAUCCUUGCCCAUAGAAACAACUUGGCAAGUAGUGCAAUUGUUUUGUCUGUCGCAUGUUUGAGUUUAAAAAUUGACAGGUCGACGUCAAAUAGAGGGUCAGUAUAAGCUUACGUUUUCUGUUUAAUAAUUUUGUAGAAUUCUAUGACAACUAUUAAUAUUUAGUGUUUUUAUCAUUUAAGCUAUUGGUUAACCUUUG